GAGUGGAUCCCAAUCCAGACUUCGCUUCUGUUGGACUGGUUAGGUUAGGGAUAGUUGUUCAACCGGCUGGUUGACAGACAUGACCGUGGCAGUAUACGUGUGAUUAUGCGCACUUGCAGUUAGUAAGUCAGUUUAACUAAGUAGCUGUGUAUAAUUUGUUGUAGUUUUUCUAACCAACUCUCAUUGGAUUUCAAUUCUUCGACAGUUUGUAGCCUCCACCUGUUAUUUGCUACAUCGCAGGGCUAAGUUAGCCAACGUCACGGUUACUGUUGACUGCUAGCUCAAACUAGCAAAGUGUUACAGUUUCUGCCUCUGCUGCGUAUGAAAGUGAGAUUGUGAACAUGCUCCAGUGAAUGAUGUACAGACUGUUGGUAUUAACUGUGGCUGUCGGGGCAGUGCAGGGAUGCAGCAACACAGAGAGCUGCCCAACAGUGUCCAAUGCUUCCAGGGACUACUGCUACUCUGCUCGAAUUCGCAGCACCGUACUCCAAGGGCUGCCUUUCGGCGGGGUACCGACCGUCCUCGCCCUUGACUUUAUGUGCUUUUUGGGACUGCUGUUUGUGUUCUCUAUCUUGAGAAAAGUAGCAUGGGACUAUGGCCGUCUUGCCCUGGUGACCGAUGCUGACAGAAGAAAGGAUCAACGGUACAGUCGUCUGGAUGAUCGGGAGUUUCAUGAAACUCUAUGCAAACCUUUGGCGUUCUCUGCUGACAGUAUUGCCUCCACCGUGACACCUGAGACUACCGAUCGCUACGAGCGACUCACCUCAGUUUCAAGCUCAGUGGACUUUGAGCAGAGAGACACCGGCUUCUGCUCCUGGCUGACUGCCAUCUUCCGCAUCAAGGAUGAGGAGAUACGGGAGAAGUGUGGGGAAGAUGCCGUGCAUUACCUGUCCUUUCAGCGGCACAUCAUCGGCCUGCUGGUAAUAGUGGGUGUGCUCUCUGUGGGCAUCAUCUUGCCUGUUAACUUCUCAGGAAACCUACUAGAUAAGAAGAUCUACGUGAUAAACUUCGGCAAUGCACUACUGUGGCUGCACACCACCUUUGCGUUUCUCUACCUGUUACUGACAGUUUACAGCAUGAGACGGCACACGUCCAAGAUGCACUACAAGGAGGACGAUCUGGUGAAACGUACUUUAUUUGUCAACGGCAUCUCCAAAUAUGCAGAGGAGAAAGAGAUAAAGCAACAUUUUGAGCUGGCAUAUGAAAACUGCUCUGUGCUCGAGGCACGAAUCUGUUACAACGUGGCCAGGCUGAUGUACCUCAACUCUGAAAGGAAGAAAGCGGAGAGGAACAAGAAGUUCUUCCUUGACCUACUAGCCAAGGAGCAUGUUGACACCAUGAUAAACCCAAAACCCUGUGGACACCUCUGUUGUUGUGUCAUUAAAGGCUGCGAACAGGAAGAGGCUGUGAGCUAUUACACUAAGCUUGAGGCUCAACUGAAGGAUGACUCCAGAAAGGAGAGGGAGAAGUUGAACGGGAAGCCUUUAGGGAUGGCCUUCGUCACCUUCCAGAAUGAGGCCAUAACUGCCAAAAUUCUGAAGGACUUCAACGCCUGCAAGUGUCGGGGCUGUCACUGCCGCCGUGAGCCCAUGACUUCCCAGUUCAGCGGCAAGCUGCACACACACAACUGGACAGUCAGCUAUGCGCCCGAUCCACAAAAUGUCUACUGGGAGCAUCUGUCAGUGGGGGGAUUAUCCUGGUGGUUCCGCUGCUUCAUCAUCAACUGUGUCCUCUUCAUCCUCCUCUUCUUCCUUACCACCCCAGCCAUCAUCAUCUCCACCAUGGACAAGUUUAACGUCACAAAACCUGUGGAGUACCUGAAUGUGGGUGUUCAUCUGUUGAAUCCAAUCAUCACCCAGUUCUUCCCCACCCUCCUUCUGUGGUCUUUCUCGGCCUUGCUUCCCACCAUUGUCUACUACUCUGCCUUCUUUGAGGCACACUGGACCCGGUCUGGAGAGAACAGGACAACAAUGCAUAAAUGCUACACUUUCUUAAUCUUUAUGGUCCUAUUGCUGCCCUCUCUAGGACUCAGCAGUUUGGAUGUUUUCUUCCGGUGGCUUUUCGACAAAAGAUUCUUGGCUGAUGCAGCAGUGAGAUUUGAGUGUGUGUUUCUACCUGAUAAUGGAGCCUUUUUUGUGAAUUAUGUCAUUGCGUCUGCUUUCAUCGGUAAUGCCAUGGACCUGCUGCGCAUCCCUGGCUUACUCAUGUACAUGAUCCGCCUCUGCCUGGCUCGCUCCGCGGCUGAACGAAGGAACGUCAAAAGGCACCAGGCCUAUGAGUUUCAGUUCGGGGCAGCUUAUGCCUGGAUGAUGUGUGUCUUCACCGUGGUCAUGACAUACAGCAUCACCUGUCCGAUCAUCGUCCCGUUUGGGCUAAUGUACAUGCUGCUGAAACACCUAGCAGACAGAUACAACAUGUACUAUGCCUAUCUGCCAUCCAAACUGGACAAGAAAAUCCAUUCUGGAGCUGUAAACCAAGUGGUUGCUGCUCCUAUCCUCUGUCUCUUCUGGUUGCUGUUCUUCUCCACUGUUCGCUCAGGGUUUUCUGCGGCAACGUCCAUGUUUACCUUUGUGGUUUUGGUCAUCACAAUCAUCAUCUGCCUCUCUCAUGUCUGCUUUGGACACUUUAAAUAUCUUAGUGCUCACAACUACAAGAUUGACAACCAGGACAUGGACGAAGUGGAAAAUGGACAACCAGUGUGCAUUUCUACGGCCAAUAAGGCAGCGGUAGGAAUUCAUGCUCUGUUACUUCAUAUUGCUAAACUGGAGAUCAAAAUGGCAGAACAAUUUCUAAUGUACAUCGCUCAGGUACUUCAGGACCCAAAUUCAGAGGAAACUGGAUCAGGCAGUGGCGAGGACGACGGCCAGGGGUCCUCGCAGGACGAGGAAAUAAUCAAUGUUGAAAACGGCCUGAAUGAAGACUUCCAGUCUGGUGAAGAUAGUCUCAUUGAUAAUGAAGUGCGGCACUGAUAGUUCCUGGAACAGAAAAAAAGAGAAAAACUUUGUUUAACCUGAUGAGUGCACUGAACAUGUGAAUUUAACUUGGAACUGAACCAACAGUUCUCCAAAGCAUCUCAGCCUCCAUCGAGGGACCUUACACUAACAAACAUAAGCACACUAAGGAAUAGAUUGAUUUUCUUUCAAGGACAUUUGCUUCUUUGGGUCCCAUGAAACAGAUCUUCUGUAUACCUGCAGAGGGGAUCUGCUCUGGCUCGACAAAGGCAACAACAUCCUUCUGCCCUGCUGUGGCCCAACCACACCCCAAGUCACUGAGAACAGAUCGACAAAAGAUGCACAUAUGAAGAGUUUUUUUUCUUUUUGCCUUUUCCUAUAGGGGGAGUGAUAUUCUCUGCAUUUUCUCUAACAUUAUUGCACUUGAAUGAAAGAACCUGGAAGCCCAGCUGUCACUAAAGUACAGCAAUUGGACAUGCAAGUCGAAAGCAUAGAAAGAUUUGUUUCCCUUCUCCCAUAAUUCUUUGCUAGCAUCUCUAACAGCUAGAUGCCUCUCAUGAUAAGCAGCUUAUAAGGGGUAAGAGUAGGAGUGGAGAUUCCAAAUGAGCAGGUCGCUUAGUAGAUACAGAAGAGAUGGUCUUAAAUGGUUCUUCCAAUUCCAUAGAAGCCUUUAAUGGAAAAUAACUAAAUGAAUGAAUACAUGAGUGAAUGAAUGGAUGAAUGAUUUUUUAAAUACUAACACUCCAGGAAGCUAUGACACAACAGCUAAAAAGUAAACCUGGACAUGUAAAGUUUCUUUUCUUUUUUUUUUCUGUCUGGACUUGAUAUUUAUUUGUAGGCUUGGGAUUUUUAAAUCCUAUCCAGCUUGAUGUACCCCUAAACUGUGGAGAAAGAUCAUGGAUAUCUUUCACAUCUUGACACACUACACUGACAGAAUCAUGUGUGGGCGUUGGGUCUCUGAGCCUUUGUUGGGACUGUUGGACUGCUGCUACUGAUGCUGACCCUGAAGGGGGAAGUCUUUGUACGGCUGCUGUAGGAGGACCGCGGGCUGAGAGUCUGUGGAUCCUUUUGUGUUGUUCAGGGGGAGAGAAAGGCCUUCUUUUCAUGGGUCUGCUUCAGAGGACACUCAGAGUGACUUCUUCAUUAUCUAUUGUUUUCAUUUAUGUCUUUUUGUUCAUGUUUACGUCUUUGUGUAGAGGUCUUGAUUUUAGCAUUAGAUCUAGGUGGCUACUCUUAGUUUUAUGACGGAUGGAGUGAAAAUCUUAUCAUCUCUCUGUCUAACUGUUUGAUGCUAACUUGUUUUAGAGUGGACAGUGUAGGCUUUAGGAAGCAGAUUAUAAGUUUCCAUGAUCAUUGAGCAUUGUUAAAGUUUCUCGUUUAUCAGUACUCAAUGCCAAAGUCCCAAUUGUUUAAAUUCAACUUGAGUGAUAGCCACAUGUCAGAUUUAGCUGCUUCAUGAGCUCUGAAACCAUUAGUUUUGGCCGGUGAAUGGCGCAUUCAAUGUGCAGAUCCCCUACUCAAAGCCCUAAGCCAUAUCAUGUUCUGAGCUCCUGUCUUUGAGAAUCAUGCAGAUUACUU
Molecule: messenger RNA, 4529 nt
Organism: Menidia menidia (Atlantic silverside)
Lineage: Eukaryota; Metazoa; Chordata; Actinopteri; Atheriniformes; Atherinopsidae
Source: the annotation of a GenBank genome assembly